Molecule: messenger RNA, 1716 nt
Organism: Alternaria burnsii
Lineage: Eukaryota; Fungi; Ascomycota; Dothideomycetes; Pleosporales; Pleosporaceae
Product: trna modification gtpase mss1 mitochondrial precursor
Exons: 2
Coding region: 1-1716 (571 amino acids)
Biological process (GO): tRNA methylation; tRNA wobble uridine modification
Cellular component (GO): mitochondrion; cytoplasm
Molecular function (GO): GTP binding; GTPase activity; protein binding
Source: RefSeq, a predicted model, not a curated record
AUGAGAGCCAUUGUCUCAUCCCUUCGUCGCAAUGCUCUUGGUCAAUUGAGAGCACCUAAGCUAUCGGUCUCCUGUCUUACGCGAACCACAUGGCCGCAAUGUGGACCCCACCAUGCUGUUCAGCGCAUCUUGAAAGCUCCCAAGGAGCGCCUAUACCAUACCAGUCAUGAGGAACCAACCAUCUAUGCCCUGUCUAGUGCCAAUGGACGCGCAGCCAUAGCUAUAUAUAAAGGACUAUGUCCCUCCACGUCCUUCCCAAAGCCUCGAUACGCGACCUUGCGCAAGUUGUAUGCGCCUGGCUUACCUCCUUCGCCCACAACGAUACUAGACUCCGGUGCUCUGGUACUCUACUUCCCCGCACCCAACACAGUGACUGGAGAAGAUGUCCUUGAACUGCACGUGCAUGGAGGUCCAGCCAUUGUACGCGCAGUCUUGGCAGCCAUACCAGAAUGCGCAAAGGCAUCAGAAGGUCUCGGGUCGGUGCGCAAGCAGAUUCGGUACGCAGAGCCUGGAGAGUUCACUAGACGCGCCUUCGCCAACAACCGGAUGGACCUUCCCCAGAUUGAGUCGCUGGGAGAAACACUGUCAGCAUCGACGGAACAGCAGCGCACUAUCUCUGUAAGGGGUACCAACUCUUCGCUAGCCCUACGAUAUGAGUAUUGGCGCAUGUUGCUGCUGCAGGCACGAGGCGAGCUGGAGGCCUUGAUUGACUUCUCGGAAGAUCAGCACUUUGACGAAUCACCCGCUGUCCUAUGCGCCAAUGUCGCAGCCCAAGUCCACGUCCUGCAGGCGCAGAUGGAGCUGCACAUUGCGAACGCUGUUCGUGGAGAAUUGUUGCGCAAUGGCAUCAGUGUUGCGCUCCUUGGGGCGCCCAACGCAGGCAAAAGUAGCUUGUUGAACCGCAUUGUUGGAAGAGAUGCCGCUAUCGUUUCCCAAGAAGCCGGAACAACACGGGAUGUGGUUGAGAUAGGGCUAGAUCUUGGCGGAUGGCUUGUCAAGAUUGGAGACAUGGCCGGCUUACGUCGGCCUGGUGUCGCAGGCGCGGAUAUCGUUGGGCCUGUGGAACAAGAAGGCAUCAGGCGCGCGAAGCAACGAGCGCUGGAGUCAGACGUUCUGAUCGUCGUCCAAGACGCCACAGCCGAGAUGGAUCCCGAGGUUAUGGAGACGGCAAAGCAGUGUGUUGACAUGGGGAUCCAAGUCAUUGUUGCUCUCAACAAAUGCGAUCAACUCCACACAUUCCAACUCUCGCGGACGGCAUGGGAGGACAAGAUCCGUUCUACACUGCGUCUGCCCAACAACCGUCUAUGCUUCAUUUCCUGCAGGUCACCCAUGACAUCUUCAGACACAUGGAAGAGCGACAACAUUUCAACAUUCCUUACCACUUUGCAGGACACCUUCAAAUUUAUGACAGCCGCGUUGGUUCCCGACUCGGAUCCCGACCCAAGCAUCUGGCAAGAGUCAUUAGGCGCGACUGAGCGCCAACGUCUUCUUCUCUCCGAAUGUCUCAGCCACCUCUCCGCCUUCAUCACGACCGUUGCCGACCCCUCGGCAGAUUCAACCAGAUCCGGUGAAGACGAACCAGGCGAGGCCGACGAGGUCGACAUUGUAGUCGCAGCAGAGUGCCUCCGCUCUGCCGCCGACGCUUUGGCCCGCAUCACUGGCCGGGGUGAUAGCGGUGACGUUGAAGAAGUAUUGGGGGUCGUUUUUGAAAAGUAA